This is a messenger RNA of Rhagoletis pomonella (apple maggot), 1963 nucleotides long. RefSeq names its product E3 ubiquitin-protein ligase FANCL (gene Fancl). Gene Ontology annotation, biological process: protein monoubiquitination; interstrand cross-link repair. Gene Ontology annotation, cellular component: Fanconi anaemia nuclear complex; nucleus. The record is from RefSeq and is a predicted model, not a curated record. The transcript is spliced from 3 exons. NCBI's taxonomy places the organism in Eukaryota, Metazoa, Arthropoda, Insecta, Diptera, Tephritidae. The coding region runs from base 653 to 1795 and encodes 380 amino acids. Gene Ontology annotation, molecular function: ubiquitin protein ligase activity.
UCCUGACGGGUGUAGUUAUGAAUGUGUGGUUUGUACUUAAUUUCACAAUAGAAAUGACGGCGUACAUUUAGGCACUUUCCUCAACAGUCGCGGCUAUAUUAAAUACACAAGUGUUAUUCUCGCAGUCGGUGCACGAAUUGCACGGUUUGCAAAGCUGGCCCAUAGGAAACACGGUUUUUAUCGUGGCCCUAAUGUGGCUCUUAAUUUUUUUCACGAAGAUGUCGAUGAGAAAUCGUUGAAAUCUGAUUGAAAUCCAAGAAACCGAAAUCUGGAAAAUAUAUGGGAAAUCCUCCUGGAUUUCCAAAUCUCAGAUUCAGUGCAGUGGAAAUCUACUGCACUUUCAAAUAUUUAACAGUAGGAUCAAGGAGAUGGGGGAAUGUACCAAGGUUUUGACGCACACACGUCUGCCCUUACCCAAUCGUAGAUUCUCUUUGGGAUGCUUUAGUCUCUUUUUUUUAUUUAAAGUUGUUUCCUUAUAUUCUAUAUAAAUGGGUAGGAAUUACUUGGCCAGCAAUAUUCUAUAUAAAUGGAUAGGAAUUACUUGGCCAGCAAAAAAGCGACAUCUCCAAACUUUAGUUUAUUGAACCAGCAAAUGUAAAAUAUAAAGGGAAUAUCUCACAGGUUAUUCAUUUUUGUAAAAUAACAUCAUAUAAUGGCGCAAAGUGAAAAUUGGAAGAAUUUAAUUCUGCAAUAUCCCGGCCUUAUAGUCACUGGCUCAAACGCGAAAGGAACAGUGAAAAUACAGGGAAAAUGGUUUCGCGUAAAAAUUUUGUGCCCGAAUUUCCCUCAACUUCAAGAUGCGAUUAUAGAAUUACUGCAGACGCAUCAAAAUAAAUUCAUUACCAUAUUAAAUACGAACCUACAGUCCGGCUGGACUCUGUAUGAUGCUAUGGAAAAUAUACCACAACUAUUACAAAAGCAAUGCGAGAAGAUAUCCACUUUUAGCUGUAGGAGUGAGGAUACGCUACCAGAAAAUAUUUACCAAGAAAUAGUUGCCAUCUACUCGCCCGAGAGCUAUCAGCUGCAAUUGAAUGACGCCUGCAGCCGCUUACGAUUCUGCAAAUUUGCUCUGCACGGGAAACAUUAUCUGCAAGUAGAACUUCCAAGUCUACGCAUAAGUGAGCAUAGUCUACCCGACUGUUUUGAUUGGGAAGAACAGCUCCAUAAGUAUAAUAAUCUCGCUGCCAUGGUGCAGCAAUUUCAAAAGUAUUUAGAAGACUUGCAGCCAUUUUAUGAUAACUUCACCGAUAUCGACGAACUGUGCUAUGUUGUGCAACCAUCACCGCCAGUAUCUACCAAACACAAUUGGCGUUUGUUUGUGCUGCGCGAGCGAGUCUACCUCAAACUGGUCAUCGUUGAUCCAUUCGCACCAAUUGCCUCAAUGUCCUUGCAGGUCAUAGGACCGACACAAGCAGUUGAAGAAUUGCGACGCACACUAAGUGAUGGCUUACGUGAAUGGGACGCCGAAUUAGAUAUACAUAAAAAUUUGUUGCGUAUCUUCGACCUGUGUUACUUUCCUAUGCCGCCGGGUAGCGGAUGGUUAGGUGGAGAGCACGAGGCCACAGCAGCGGAACAAUUUUGUAAUAUCUGCUACUCUUAUCAACUGGAUCAAGGUGAAAUACCGAUUGUGUCCUGUGAUAAUCCCCAUUGUACGCUUAUAUAUCAUGCAUCGUGCCUGAAAGAAUGGUUCAAUACACUUACUGAUGGAAAGAAUUUUCUCAGUGUGUCCUUUGGUGCCUGCCCAUUUUGUAAAACAAAACUUUCAACAUCAUUCGCCGAAUUAUUGGAAAAUUAAACUGUAAAUAUAUAGACUUCUGAAGAGAGUAAGCCCGAAUUAAAUGGGAGUUUAUUAAUGUAAAUAUUCUUUCAAAAGUUCUUACUUUAUGAUUUAAUAUAAAUCUAAAAUAAUAAAAUACGAAUAUACCUUUCAAGGAGGGAUACUCUUACAAUGGUGGUCAAAGCA